AAGACUGUAAUAAGAUAAGAACACCUUUCAUUCUUGGAGAUAGUCGAGUUUCAAAGCUUCUCCUCUUCCAUAUUAAGACUGAGAAUUGGAGAAUGUGGUUCCCGUACUGGAGGGUAGGCCCCAUAUUCUUUAUUACUCAUCUGUUCUCGGUGCCCCAUGGUCUCUUAGGUUAGUGAGCUCACUUGGAGUUAUGUUCUGCAGUCACUUUCAGUUUGUCUUGACAACACAGUUGUUUCAAAAAUCGCUCCCCACCCCCAGUUGUCACAGUCUAGAUUUCGAUAUGAAAGGACUAGAUCCUGCAUUAUUUUCUUCUCAGUUUACCUCUCGGAACCAUCAUGGGGCUCCCAGACAAAAUGGGUAGAGGGAAAAACAGAGGCAAGCACACUUGAAGAUUUUGGAUCAAGGAUCUGGGAAGGUAGCUCAGCCAGCAAAGUGCCUGCUGUGCCAGCGUGAAGACCUGGGUUCCAAUUCCCAGCACACUUGUACAAAGCCAGAGUAGAACCACGUGACUGCAGUCUCUGUGCUAAGGAAGCAAAGAGGAUUCCUGAGGCUCCUGUGGCCAGUAGCCAAUCAGUGAGCUCCAAGCUCAGUGAGAGACCUUGUCUCAAGAGAUAAGGUAGAGAAUGAGUGAGGAAGACACAGGAUGUCCAUCUACACGUACAUGUGACCCAUACAUGAACAUGCACACGCCUAUGUAAACACAUGCACACACUAUGAAACAUACAUGAACACAUACACACAAGUACAGACUGGAUGAAGUUCUGUUAGCCUAUAGGACAUGGUGGGUGAGGGCAGCCAAGGCAGAGGCUGGGUUCAAGUUAAAGGCAGGGAGGGCCCUGCACUGGUGCUGUGUCCAGCGGCUGCUAGCCUUUGGUUAGCUGGGUGCUGGACUGAGACACGGAGAUGAGACCUGGCGGUGGGGAGCCUCUUUCCACACUCCUCCCUGACCUGUGCUGGAGUCCGCUGGGGUGAAUUGUGUGAAGUUGUCAAAGGUUGCUCUGCUCUCCAGCACUUGGCACGGGCUCCUCUGAAAUGUGAUACCAUUGGUUUUCAGUAAAGGUUCCUUUCUGCAGGGCUGCAAACACAGCCCAGCGGCUGGCUACCCUGUCCGUCCACACAGCCCGGAGCAGACCAAGCAGCACCUUCCCGGCUGCCUUUUGAACCCGAGCCUCUCCCAGAUCCCCUCCUCACACAGGAAGUUUCCUCCUCUGUUGUCAGAUUUAGCACCAGGCUCCUGUCAUCAGAUCCGAGCAGGCUCCCUGCUGCACAGUAGAGAGACUUGCUUAAGACAUUUGUCCUUGAAACUGCACCAAACUCUUGGAAGAGCCCAGAACGUAGCUAUUUGCUGGUUCAUCAAUGAAACGACCUUAGAUGGCGAAGAUGUAAGGAAAGCACCCUACGCUAACACUGUUGCAGUUUGAAAGGCUUCUCUGCAGAAUGUCAAACAAAGAUCGACACAUUGAUUCCAGCUGUUCGUCCUUCAUCAAGACGGAACCCUCCAGCCCAGCCUCCCUGACGGACAGCGUCAACCACCACAGCCCUGGUGGUUCUUCCGACGCCAGUGGGAGUUACAGUUCAACCAUGAAUGGCCAUCAGAACGGACUGGACUCGCCACCUCUCUACCCCUCUGCUCCUAUCCUGGGAGGUAGCGGGCCGGUCCGGAAACUGUAUGAUGACUGCUCCAGCACCAUCGUUGAGGAUCCCCAGACCAAGUGUGAAUAUAUGCUCAACUCCAUGCCCAAAAGACUGUGCUUAGUGUGCGGUGACAUUGCCUCUGGCUACCACUAUGGGGUUGCAUCAUGUGAAGCCUGCAAGGCAUUCUUCAAGAGGACGAUCCAAGGUAACAUCGAGUACAGCUGCCCAGCCACGAAUGAGUGCGAGAUCACCAAGCGCAGACGCAAAUCCUGCCAGGCCUGCCGCUUCAUGAAGUGUCUCAAAGUGGGCAUGCUCAAAGAAGGGGUACGUCUUGACAGAGUGCGUGGAGGUCGGCAGAAGUACAAGCGCAGAAUAGAUGCUGAGAACAGCCCAUACCUGAACCCUCAGCUGGUACAGCCAGCCAAAAAGCCAUAUAACAAGAUUGUCUCGCAUUUGUUGGUGGCUGAACCAGAGAAGAUCUAUGCCAUGCCUGACCCUACUGUUCCCGACAGUGACAUCAAAGCGCUCACGACACUCUGUGACUUGGCUGACCGAGAGUUGGUGGUUAUCAUUGGAUGGGCAAAACAUAUCCCAGGCUUCUCUACACUGUCCCUGGCGGAUCAGAUGAGCCUUCUCCAGAGUGCAUGGAUGGAAAUCUUGAUCCUUGGUGUUGUGUACCGAUCCCUUUCGUUUGAGGAUGAACUUGUCUAUGCAGAUGAUUAUAUAAUGGAUGAAGACCAGUCCAAAUUAGCAGGCCUUCUUGACCUAAAUAAUGCUAUCCUGCAGCUGGUGAAGAAAUACAAGAGCAUGAAGCUGGAGAAAGAAGAAUUCGUCACCCUCAAAGCGAUAGCUCUUGCUAAUUCAGAUUCCAUGCACAUAGAAGAUGUGGAAGCUGUGCAGAAACUUCAAGAUGUCUUGCAUGAGGCCCUGCAGGAUUAUGAGGCUGGCCAGCACAUGGAAGACCCUCGACGUGCAGGCAAGAUGCUGAUGACGCUGCCGCUUCUCCGGCAGACCUCCACCAAGGCUGUACAGCACUUCUACAACAUCAAACUAGAAGGCAAAGUCCCCAUGCACAAACUGUUUUUGGAAAUGCUGGAGGCCAAGGUCUGACUAAAAGCCCCCGGGCCCUCCCAUCCUGCACGUUGAAAAGGGAAGACAAACCCAAGAGUGAUGUUGAAGAAUCUUAGAGUUUAGUGAACACCAUUAGAAAUCAACAGAGACUGCACUGAUAUUUUAGCAGCAACAGUACGAUGCAGCCUGCGGAUUCCGCCACAUCUUCCUGAUAGGUUUCCUCAUGUUACCCACCAUUCCUUCUGUCCCAUCCAGGUCUCUCCCGCUCUCCCUUGUUCCUGUUCUCACAUUUUGCUUCUUUUACUAAUGGUUCCCCCUUUCUCCUCCCUUCCCUCCCUCCCACUCUUUCUCUUCCUUUCUUCUUCCCCUCUUCCUUCUUCCUUUCCCCAACCUUCCUUUCUUGCCUUGAACUCUUCCUUCUCUCACCCCACUUCACUCUCCAUGUUCAAUACCUCUGACUGUAAGGAACGUUUCUUUUACCUCCUGCAUCACUUCCCUUCCUUAUCCUUCCCUGUCUUUUCCUUUCUCCCCUCUGCUGCUGAACUCUUAAACGCAGUCUCUAACUGGAGAGAGAUGGAAGCCAGCCCUGCCAAAGGACAGAGAUCCAUAAUAUGGAUGCCAGUGAACUUGUCAUGAACCAUGACAUCCCCAGCGAGUAAGGAAUCAAAGAGAGAACCGUCCCUAAAGUACAGUGCAACACAAACGAAUCGACUUAGUGCAGUAUUAGAUUCCACGGAGCAGCCUCUGAUCAGACACCGUCAGCGGCGGCGGAGGCGGCAGUGGCUGCUUCUCCUUGCUUUCUCAUCUAGAUCAGUUACAGCCAUUUGAUUCCUUAAUUCUUUUGUCAAGUCUUCCAGGUAUUGGUUAGUUUAGCUACUAUGUAACUUUUUCAGGGAAUCGUUUAAGCUUUAUUCAUUCAUGCAAUACUAGAGAGGGGUAAGGAUACCGCAACUUCGCGCUGGCUUUGAACGAUUGAACACUAAAAUGAAAGACAAAUGAACCCUGAAGGAAGAUUUUUAAAAAAUGUUUCAUUUCUUCUUACAAAUGGAGAUUUUUUUGUACCAGCUUUACCACUUUUCAGCCAUUUAUUAAUAUGGGGAUUUAACUUACUCAAGCAAUAGUUGAAGGGAAGGUGCAUAUUACCACGGAUGCAAUUUAUGUUGUGUGCCAGUCUGGUCCCAAACAUCAGUUUCUUACAUGAGCUCCAGUUUGCUUAGACGUUCACUGACACCAAGGAUUACAUUACACCUACCGUGAUGCCAAGCGGCCAUAUUCACAAGCACUGCACAUGGGAUCCCUAUCCGUAGAAUUAGCACCGGUACACCUCCCUGCUGGGAGGGGACAGUCGCCAUACGAUUUCUAGCUGCCCUCGUGGUUAGGAAUGAGAUGCUGCCUGUACGCAGUUACAAACUGUCUCAGAAGGAGCUGUGAGCCAAUAUCAUUUCAGAGGCAAUAAGGCUAAGGCCAGAAUUCAAACAACCCAAUCAUCAAAGACAGCAGAUGCCUGACCAAAUUCUAAAACCUAAUCCGGAGGAGUUGAUUCGCUUAGGAAUGACUGUUUAAAUUAACCUGCUGGUUUGUUUUGUUUCUCUUUUGUUUUUACCAAGAGCGAAGCCAAUGGAUAUGCUUUCACAUAGAUGUAUGGUCACAGCAUGAAAGCCAGUCAGUUUCAGAACUGUAACCAGGUGUAAUCUAAUGAAGAAAUCAGAUGCCCCCUCCCGGAACCUACAGUCGCCGAAUAACCAGAAAACAAUAACCUCCAUAGAACGCUUUUACCAAUGGACCAGUGUUAAUAGCUGCUCUCUGUAUUCUGUGGACAGUCUUAUUCUAUGUACACAGAUGUAAUUAAAGUUGUACUCCUAACAAACAAAAGAAUAGUUCAGCUUCAAUGUUCCAUGUUUGCUACGCUUUUCGGAACUUUACGUUGCAUUCAGAAACUGUCGUCUUGUUCUCGUGGUGUUUGGAUUCUUGUGGUGUGUGCUUUUAGACACAGGGUAGAAUUAGAGACAGUAUUGGAUGUAUACUUCCUCAGGAGAAUACAGUAGUAUAUUCUACUCCUUACCAGUAAUAACAGAUUGAAACUCCAAACCAGUAUUCAUUAUGAUCAGACACACAUCGAAAUCAUAAUAAUAUUUUCAAAACAAGGGAUAAUUUCUCUAACGGUUUAUUAUAGAAUACCAAUGUAUAGCUUAGACAUAAAGCUUUGAAUAUUCAAGAAUAUAGAUAAGUCUAAUUUUUAAAUGCUGUAUAUAUGGCUUUCACCUGAUCAUCUCUCAGAUGUUGUUAUUAACUCGCUCUGUGUUGUUGCAAAAACUUUUUGGUGCGGACUUGCUUCCAAAACUAUUGCUAACUUUGUGUGCUUUAAGCAAAAUACCUUAGGCUGAGAACGCCUCAGCCUUGUGCUAGGAAUACUGUGUAUCUAUCAUUAGCUAUAUGGGAAUAUAUCGUAGAUUGUGGUUCUCAGUAGGGAAAGUGACUGUAGUGUGAAUCUAGGUAAAUCAUCAUUAGCAAUUCAUUCGGAUGGUCAAUAACUUGAAAUUGAUAGCUGUGGUAAGUUUUAAAAAAAAAAUUGGCAAAUCCCUGAAAAAAAAUCAACAGAAAAUACAACUCCUGGGGGGAUAAAAAGGUGCUGAUCCUGUAAAGAUUCUUUCAUCAUGUAAGUGUUUAAAAAUAUUAUUUUCCAGAAGGUUUAUGCAGGGUUUAAGUUACUACUGCGCAAUUGCGCUAUAUAUUCAAAUGGAAUACAGGCAGUGUAGCCACUGUUUUGCUGUAUCACAUGGAAGUAUUUGGGCUUCAGAACUCAGAGCCUGCAAGUGAUCACAUCAGACAGAGACACAUUUAAAGAAUGAGGUACAAUGUGUAGUCCUCAGUUUAAAAGACUUGGCUUUUCAAAACAACAAAUAUCUUGUAACUAAGGGGAAAAAACAGCUUAAAAUGUAGAUCUAAAAGAAAUGCGCGGGCUUCAGGGCAAAUACCCCUUUGUACCUUGCUCGAGAAAAGUUUAUUGUUUUUCAACUUUCAAGCAAGACCAUUUAGUUAAUGCCAAGUGUCAGGAAAUCACCAAGGUGUAUGUUUUAGCCGUACGAUUUACAGUUUUAUUUUUCUUUUAGGUUUGUUCUUAUUUAAAGCAAUAUGAUUGUGUUGACUCCUUGUAGCGACACUCGUGUUUAAUCAAAUCAGAUUGUUGUAUUUAUUCCACUAUUUUGCAUUUAAAUGAUGACAUAAAAGAUAUAAAAAAUUUAAAACUGCUAUUUUUCUUAUAGAAGAGAAAAUGGAUGUCGGUGAUUGUAUUUUAAUUAUUUAAGCAUCCCUGUUUACCUGCCUGGGACAACAUUUUAUGGCAGUCUUAUGUGCAAAGAUCGUAAAUGGACAAAACAAAAUUUAAACUGCUUACAAUGAUCCAGGAGUUGCAUUAUAGCCAGUAGUAAAAAUAAUAACAAUAAUAAUUAAUAAUAAUAAUAAUGAAACCAUGUCUAUAGCUGUAGAUGGGCAUCACAUCUGUAAAGCAAUCAAUUGUAUAUUUUUGUGAUGUGUACCAUACCGUGUGCUCCAGCAAAUGUCCAUUUGUGUAAAUGUAUUUAUUUUAUAUUGUAUAUAUUGUUAAAUGCGAAAAGGAGCUAUGAUUCUGUGACUCCAAUCAGUUCAGAUAUGUAACUCAAAUUAUUAUGCCUUUCAGGAGGAUGGUAGAACAAUAUUAAACAGGCUUCCACUUUUC
Peromyscus leucopus (white-footed mouse) is the source of this 6421-nucleotide messenger RNA. It is a transcript of the gene Esrrg, whose product is annotated as estrogen related receptor gamma. The record is from RefSeq and is a predicted model, not a curated record. Gene Ontology annotation, cellular component: nucleus. The transcript has 8 exons. Lineage: Eukaryota; Metazoa; Chordata; Mammalia; Rodentia; Cricetidae. Gene Ontology annotation, biological process: retinoic acid receptor signaling pathway; regulation of DNA-templated transcription. Bases 1438 to 2745 code for a protein of 435 amino acids. Gene Ontology annotation, molecular function: steroid binding; nuclear receptor activity; zinc ion binding.